GGCCGCCGCGGCGCUGGGCCUCUGCCUGGUCACGCGACGCCUGCCUGCCUUCGGCGUGGGCGCCGCGCUGCUGCCAGGGCUGCCGGAGGCGCUGGCGAACGCCUGCGAGGUGGGCGGCGGGCGUGCGCCGUGGGGCGCCGCGGUGACGCUGACGCUUCUGGCGCGGGGGCUGCCACUGGUGAUGUACGCCGAGGGGCUCGUGUGCGGCAUGGCUGCGCUUGGUGGCCUGCCGUGCGCGUGGCUCUGGCACGCCUCUGCCCUGCUCUGCCUGGCGUCGCUGGCAGCGCGGCUGCAGUCGCUUCUCGCGGCCUACGACCGGGACGGCCCCACCCCUCCCACCGUCGAGCUCGAGGCGACCGCCGACGGGUGUGCUGCGGCCGCGGCCGCGGCCGCGACAGCUGGCGGUGAUGCUGAGGCCGCACGUGGCCUCGACGCUGGCGCUGUGGGCCCGGAGGAGCUGCGCGGGCACGCGGGCCGCGCGAGCUGCUGGGUGGCCGUCGGGGGCAUCGUCUGCGACGUGACCGCGUUCCUCGACGAGCACCCCGGAGGCCCAGAGAGCCUCCUUGUUCACGGAGGCGCCGACGCUUCCGCGGCCUUUGAGGCCGCAGGCCACUCCGCGGCCGCGCGGCGGCAGGUUGCCCAGCUAGCGGUGGGGCCGUUGCAGCGGCGGCCUUGCGAGCAGGAGCCGACGCCAGGUUACGACCUCAUGUCGGAGCCGCGCGGGGCCUCUGAGCUCGCGCUGGCCGCGGCCCACGCGGCGGCGCUGGCGGCAGCGCUGGUGUCAGCCCGGGCGCUGCCAGGGGAGCGUUCGGCGAGUUCCGUGCUGCUGCCGAUGGCCGCCGUGGGCGCCGGCUCAUUGGCGCUGCCCUCGGGACCAAGGGCAGGUGCCUCCUCCAGGCUGGCUUGCGCCCCGGGGGCGGCGCUCGCGACGCUGGUGGCUGCGGCGCAGCUCGCGCCUUGGCGCGGCCUCGCUCUCGGCGCCGCCGCCACGCUGCUGGCCGAGAGCUUCGCAAGGCCGGCGACACGCUGGCCGCCAGCAGCGGUGGCUGGCUGGGCGCUGCUGGCGCUGCACCUCGUGCCUGGGGCAGACGGGUGGCCCCGCGGCGACGGGCAGGACUGCAGCUGUUUCAGCCGCGAGUUCCAAAGCUGCCUGGCCGCGGCCGCGACUGCCACGGCACUGCGCACGCUGUGCCACACGGCCCGUGCCGCGAGAGAUUAUGUGGUCGACGUCGUGCGCGUCGCGGGAGCGCUAUCGCUCCUCGCGAGCGUGUCUCUGCGGCUCAUUGUGGCCGGAGCGCCGGGCGACGCCUUCUCUUGGCCGGCGUGGUUGGGGCUCGCCUCGCCAUCGGCUGCUCCAGCGGCCGUCGGUUCUGUGGCCUUCACGCUGCUGGCGGCAUUACUCCUGCGCACUCUGGCCGACCUCGUGGCUCUCGGCUCAGCGGGCGGCGCGGCGGCCUGGCUUGCGAUGGUUCUGGGUCCCGCGGCGGCGGCGGCGGAGCUGUGGGAGGCCGCCUCAACGAUUAGGGCCCUGGCAGUGCUGGGCUGGGUGCUGCAGGUCGUCCGCCUCGCCCGCGAGCUCGAGGCCUCUGUGAGGGGCCCGCCCCGCGCCUCGGGGCCGCUGGCGCUGGCCUGCGUGCGCGCGCACUUCUUGGUCGACAACUGCCGCACGCUGCUCGCCCUGCUGCUGUGGAGGGCCGCGGGCAAGCCGCUGGAGGCCGCGGUCAGCGCGCUGCUUCCGACGGGCCUGCGUGUGUGGGCCUUCGAGGCGCCCAUCGACGACCUGGGGGGCCAGCUGCGAGCGGGGGUCUGCCUGAUGCUCCGUGGCGCGCAGGCCGCCCCCGGGCACGUGGUCUGCAACGUCGGCCACCUGCCCACGGCGGACGUGGGCGACGUCCGCGCGACCGUGAAGGCCUCUCUGGACAUCAUGCGCGAGCUGGGUGGCCUCGACGGCCGCGGCCCACCCGCGCCUGGCUUCGUGGGCCAGCUGCUCUGCGUCGUGCCGGAGGUAGGCGCCGCUGGCGGCCCCAUGCUCGGCGUCAACUGGCGGUCGGUGCAGGAGAUCAACCUGUCGAUCUGGAGCAGCCCAGAGGCCGCGGCGGAGUGGUACCGCGGCUCCCCAGCCCACGCUGGCAUCGUCGCGGCCCACGCCGGGCACGGCCCUGGCCGUUUGCGCACCUUCGGCAACCUGCUGCUGUCGCUGAAGCCGCUGCGCGUGAGCUGGCAGCGCCGCUGCCGCGCCUGCGCGGGCGUCGCGGAGGGCCUCGAUGCCGACAGGUGCCCCAGCUGCGACGGCUCGACGUUCCCGCUGCCGGCAUUCUGAGGGGCCGCUGGCGGCGUGAGCGAGAGGCUGGAGGCGGCCAGAUGCGGCCAGGGUCGCCAGACUUGCAGGACCAUGCCGUCGGGCACACUGCUGUGCCUCGUGCACGCUGUCUCGCGCCAGUUCACGGCCGCGCGCCGCCCUCUGCAUGCCUGUCAGGUGCACGAGGGUCGGCGUUUGACUUAGGUUGCCAGGCUUUUCCGAGGACGGGUGUGGGCAGAUGUAUUGCCUUCGAUAUAUAGUCGGACUCGCCGUGAAUCCAAAUUGCACCAUGAGCCAUGUGUGUCCUCGUGUUCCUCUCCAUCGCCCUCGUACUCGCAGGCGUCAUCUUCCUCGUCGUCGUCUUCGUCCUC
Prorocentrum cordatum is the source of this 2670-nucleotide messenger RNA. NCBI's taxonomy places the organism in Eukaryota, Dinophyceae, Prorocentrales, Prorocentraceae. The record is from the annotation of a GenBank genome assembly.